ACCAUGGUCGCCUUCUGGAACGCGUCGGAGCCCCAGGGGCUGUCCCCCGAGAGCGUGACAGUCCCUGUCGUGUUCCUUCUCAUCUUCCUGCUCGGCGCCUUCGGCAACAGCCUCGUCAUCAUCGUGCUGCUGUGCAGCGGGCAGCGCGGCAGCAGCAACACCACCACCAACAUCUUCAUCCUCAACCUCAGCGUCGCCGACCUCUGCUUCAUCCUCUUCUGCGUGCCGUUCCAGGCCACCAUCUACACGCUCGACGGCUGGAUCUUCGGCUCGUUCCUCUGCAAGGCCGUGCACUUCAUCAUCUUCCUCACCAUGUUCGCCUCCAGCUUCACGCUGGCGGCCGUGUCCGUCGACAGGUACCUGGCCAUCCGCUACCCCCUGCGCUCGCGCGAGCUACGCACGCCACGCAAGGCCGCAGCCGUCAUCGCGGCCAUCUGGGGUCUGGCGCUGGUGUUUGCGGGCCCCUACCUCAGCUACUACCAGGCCGUGACCUUCCAGAACAUGUCCAUGUGCAUGCCCGUGUGGGCCAAAGAGCCGCGCAAGCUCAUGGACAUGGUGACGUUCGUGUGCGGCUACCUGGUGCCCGUGUCCGUGUUGGGCCUGGCCUACGCCUUCACGCUCAAGUACCUGUGGACGGCCGUGGACCCGCUCGAGGAGAUGUCCGAGUCGAAGAGGGCCAAGCGCAAGGUGACCACCAUGAUCCUCAUUGUGGCCGGCCUGUUCUGCGCCUGCUGGCUGCCCCACCACGUGCUCAUCCUCUACUUCUGGUUCGGCCACUUCCCGCUGACGCACGCGACCUACGCCUUCAGGCUGCUCUCGCACUGCAUGUCCUACGCCAACUCGUGCCUCAACCCGCUGGUCUACGCGCUCGUCAGCAAGCACUUCCGCAAGGGCUUCCGCAAGGCCUUCGCGUUCGCCUGCGGCCGCCGCUGCUGCUGCCACCGCCGCCGCCACCACCACCACCACCAUCACCACCCCCGACGCGGCCGCGUCACGAAAGUGCACGUGCUGCAGGUGGCCAACCGCGUCGACGUGGCCACCACGGAGCUGUCGCACAAUGAGGCCGAGCGGGCCGGCUCGGCGAGGCACGGCAGCGGCGGUGGAGGCGGCGGUGGAGGCAGCGGCGGCGGUGUCCACGCUCGUGGCGCAGUCGCCAGCAGCGGCGCCCGGGUCGGCGUCACGAAGUCUCACGCGCCGUACUUCGCUUUCUCGUCCGAGUGA
Lethenteron reissneri (Far Eastern brook lamprey) is the source of this 1221-nucleotide messenger RNA. Its product is annotated as galanin receptor 2b-like. Gene Ontology annotation, cellular component: plasma membrane. The record is from RefSeq and is a predicted model, not a curated record. Gene Ontology annotation, molecular function: G protein-coupled receptor activity. Gene Ontology annotation, biological process: G protein-coupled receptor signaling pathway. Lineage: Eukaryota; Metazoa; Chordata; Hyperoartia; Petromyzontiformes; Petromyzontidae.